AUGGAAACCCUGAAAACAUUCGGCGACAUAUCCCAUUACCGCCUGAAUCAAGAUAAAACCCAGGCCCUUCCCGUCGGACUCACACUAACCACCAAAACAAUACUGAAAGAUAACUACCCCUUUGACUGGAGAAAGACAUCGCUAACAUACCUAGGCGUAAAAAUAGCACCAACGAUAGCAGAAAUCCUGAAACUAAAUUACCUUACGCUUCCCCAACAGUGCAAAAGAGACCUACAAAAAUGGUCUCAGACGCAUAUCUCCUGGCUAGGAAAAAUUAACGCAUACAAGAUGAUGCUACUGCCCAAACUUCUCUACAUAUUUAGAAUGCUUCCCAUCCAAGCCCCACAAACACUCUUCAACUCCCUACAAAACAUCUGCAGCUCAUUCAUAUGGGGGAACAAGAAACCGCGCAUAUCCCGCGCUUUACUCUACAAACAUCCUACAAAAGGAGGAGUGGGGCUACCCAACCUAAACCAGUACUACAAAGCCACGAUGCUGGCAUCGGGCAUACUAUUGCACUCAAAUCAAGGUAUCAUCCAAUGGGUAGACAUGGAAAAAGCCCAGUUGGAUAAGAACGCAAUGCUAGACUACCUAUGGACACCGAAAAAACAUAGACCAGCCAAACCAAACCUAUACCCCACCACAACACUGACCGUCCACAUUUGGUCUAAAUUCCUAGACACAGUAGGGGCCAAAGAAAAAUUCCACCCCAACGCCCCUCUAACCGCCUUAAGAGCCAUAUCACCAGACAUGCGUCUACAGACUUGGGUACAUGCAGGCAUUAAACAUACUCACCAGAUAAUGCGAUCGCAAGAAAUAUUACCCUUCACAGACAUACAAACGAAAUGGGAAUUGCCAUCAAACGCUAUUUUCACAUACUUACAACUGAAAGGGAUCAUCCACACACAUGUAAACAAACAACAACAAUCCCCUGAACAGGGUCCCCUUCCAUCAAAGGCAGUAAUAGAAAGAUGCUGGAAAAGCCCUAUGAAGAAGAACAGUAUUUCCCUCUGUUAUAAGACAUGGGAUAAUACCUUGCCCAACGCAGCACCACAUUGCAAAGCAAUGUGGGAAACAGAAUGCACUAUCCAACUUACAGAUGACGAAUGGAUUCAUGCAUUGAACGCCAUAUCUAAAUGGACUAAGUGCUACACCCAUAUAGAAGCACAUAGGAAAUUACUGUACAGAUGGCAUUUAACUCCCUACACACUCCAUAAAAUUUACCCCAACACGUCUCCUCUCUGCUGGAGAUGCUCGGCGGAGAUAGGUACACAUACGCACAUAUGGUGGUCAUGCCCCAACAUACAACCCCUCUGGGUAGAAGUACAAAACACUCUAACUGCCAUUAAUGUCCCUCACAGAGGACAUCACCCCGAACUAUUCCUACUUAUGCGUUACACCCCAUCAUUUAAAUAUGCACACAAACAACUGAGUGCAAUUACCAUCUUAGCAGCUCGUAAUUUGAUAGCUUGCAACUGGAAAUCCACACUUUGUCCUACCAAAGCCACAUUAUGGGAUAAAAUACAGCAAUACUACACGUAUGAACGAAUGACCGCUCCUGACGCAAAAACAACACAAAGAUUCCACACGACCUGGGCCCCCUGGGUAGCGUUAUAUGACAACAAACCAUAA
Messenger RNA from Pelobates cultripes (western spadefoot toad), 1632 nucleotides. The record is from the annotation of a GenBank genome assembly. Lineage: Eukaryota; Metazoa; Chordata; Amphibia; Anura; Pelobatidae.